Paramisgurnus dabryanus is the source of this 1185-nucleotide messenger RNA. Its product is annotated as C-X-C chemokine receptor type 1-like. Gene Ontology annotation, molecular function: C-C chemokine binding; C-C chemokine receptor activity; C-X-C chemokine receptor activity. Gene Ontology annotation, biological process: positive regulation of cytosolic calcium ion concentration; neutrophil chemotaxis; immune response. NCBI's taxonomy places the organism in Eukaryota, Metazoa, Chordata, Actinopteri, Cypriniformes, Cobitidae. Gene Ontology annotation, cellular component: membrane; external side of plasma membrane. The record is from RefSeq and is a predicted model, not a curated record.
AUGGCUCCCUCUAUUGUUCACAGUCAUCACAAUGCAGGAGAUUGUAUUUUAUGGUGUUUUUGCCUGUUUCCCACUUAUUGUUUCAACUAUAUUUUAUUACCAGAUUCAGACACCUCCCAUCUUAUAGUCAACUUCAGUUCAUACUAUGAUGGAUACACCGAUCUUCCAAACCCGACCGACUUUGUUGUGGAUGAGAGCACCCUACUUUGUCCACCCAUCCCUAUAGCUGAUGCAGUCAACAUCUCAUUCUGCGUCAUCUACGUGAUCAUUUUUCUGGUGGCCGUACCUGGAAAUCUGAUUGUGGGCUGUGUGAUCUGUUCAAACAGACGAUCACUUUCUUCGUCGGAUGUCUACUUAUUUAACCUGAUGUUAGCCGACACUCUAUUAGCUCUAAUCUUGCCUUUCUCUGCGGUAUCCGUAGUGCACGGCUGGGUGUUUGGGGAUUUCAUAUGCAAACUGGUUUCCCUGGUGAAAGAAAUAAACUUUUACACCAGCAUCUUGUUUUUGGUGUGCAUCAGUGUGGAUCGCUAUAUGCUCAUCGUGCGCGCUAUGGAAUCCCAGAAUGCUCAGCGGCGACUGUGCAGCGGUGUCGCGUGCGCAGUGGUGUGGUUUUUUGGUGGCGUGCUUUCCUUGCCCUCGCUUUACAAUGAGGCAUAUUUUUCCACAACUGGCAAAGAGACCGUAUGUGCCGAACGCUUUAAGGUAGACAGUGCCGACGAAUGGCGACUGUCCACACGUAUCAUAAGGCACCUGCUCGGCUUUAUACUCCCUCUAGUGGUCAUGUUGACGUGCUACAGCGUGACAGUAGCGCGGCUUUUGCGUACGCGGUGUUUCCAGAAGCAGAGGGCCAUGAAAGUGAUAGUUGCUGUGGUCGUGGCUUUUCUCUUGUGCUGGACCCCUUUUCACGUUACCACGAUGGUCGACACGCUGUUGAGGGCCAAAGCCGUUCAAUUCAGUUGCUACACACGGACCUCCGUGGAUGUUGGCGUGUUUGCUACACAAAACCUGGGACUCGUGCACUGCUGUAUAAACCCGGUGCUUUACGCUUUUGUGGGAGAGACAUUUCGAAGGCGACUUAUGCAAAUGCUUCAAAGGCAACAAGUUCUAGGUCUUCUUCUCUGGCAUCUGAAUUCACUUCUAACUUCCUGUGAGCUUCGAUCAUGCAAUGGACAUCAAUGUAUGUAA